Molecule: messenger RNA, 3101 nt
Organism: Sorex fumeus (smoky shrew)
Lineage: Eukaryota; Metazoa; Chordata; Mammalia; Eulipotyphla; Soricidae
Gene: STARD8
Product: StAR related lipid transfer domain containing 8
Biological process (GO): signal transduction; actin cytoskeleton organization; regulation of Rho protein signal transduction
Molecular function (GO): lipid binding; GTPase activator activity
Source: RefSeq, a predicted model, not a curated record
UCUGUUUCAGAAUUUGAGGCCUAAAAAGAAUACAAGUGACUCUAAGUAACAGGAUUCACUAAGUAUGCUCAGCUUUUUGAAGAAUGAAGACCCAGAAGAGGAAGAGCAUUGUGUCAUCAGCAACCACCGGGUCUCCCAGAGAGGACGUAAGCACUGGUCUUAUGUGGACUUCUCUAACAUGCUGGCCCCACCGAGUCCUGCUUUGCCAGUGACCUCCAGCUCUGUCUUCACUGAUCUUAGUGUGACCUCCUUGUCAGCUGUCACUGUGAGCCAACCUGCACCCCAACCCACAGACCUAAUCUUGAUAGAUCAUGUCUCCAGUCCCAGUGACCAAACCCAUGGCCAAGAUAGCUUCCAGAACAAAGCCAAGAAGCACCGUUCCCAUAGCUUCCUUAAGCACCUUGAAUCUCUAGGGCAAAAUGAAAAGGGUGGCAGUCGACAAGAAGAAUCCAAGUGUAGCCCAGCUACCUUGAAAAAGGCAACCAAAUCCUCUUCUUUCCCUAAUUGCCAUGGCUUCCUCUUAUCUGGGUUUUAUAAGGCCAAGAACUGGGCAGCCACUUCAACAGGCAAUGGCCCUGAGACUAGGAAAGUCUGGGGCACCUGGUCUGUGGCUACAUUCCAGCAUUCUCAGCAGGCAAACCAGAGUGGCUGUCUAGUGCAGGUACCCAGGGACCAUAAACCAGGCACAUUCCUUCUCUCUCUCUCCAUUGAGAGUAUAUGUCCUGAGGAGAGACCCUACCUAAGACAUUGGCAGCCAGGCAAGCACUGUGGCUAUGAAAGAUGCCAAGGCUCCUGUGACUCCAUAGGUAGCCAUACUAGCAUCUAUGACAACUUACCUGAGCUAUAUACUGCCAAACCUGCACUGUUGGGGAAUGAAGGUGAACAUGAAGAGACUGUGGUCAGCUACACUCACUUAGAUGACAUUCUCCAGCAUGUAUGGGGGCUUCAGCAAUAUGUACAGCUUUGGUCUCAGGCCAUGUGUCCAGAUCUGGGGUCUGGAGAUAAGGAAGAAAAAUAUGAGGAAGAAGAGGAAGCUACUUCAUCAACAAAAAUUAUCACAGUUGAAAUUGAAGGCCUAGAUGAGACUGUGGUCCAGGUGGGGGCUCUGGAUCACAGAGAAUCCUUUGUUCUGGAUCAGAACAUUGUGAAAGCAGUAGUCCUGGAUCAAUCCUCAGAUGAAGCUGAAUUUCAAGCACAGACAGAGCCUGGAUAUGGACCAGACCAGGAUAAAGAGCAGGAGGUGAUUUCAUGUGGGGAACCUACUUCUGCCUCCACCCUAUCUAUGGAAGAGGGACAUUCCAUUUCUGAUACUGUGGCUUCCUCAAGUGAACUGAACAGUAGUAGAAAUUCCAUUAAUGAGGCUGAGGCUACAGGGUCCCUGGCUGGCAUUCAGGCAUCAGUACCUCAUGAAUGGCGAGAUUCAGGCAUUGUGCCUUCACUUACCAGAUUCUGCAGAUAUGGGAAGUUCCAUUGGCAUAGUUUCCAAACUCAUCAUCCCAGCCUCAACUUGGAGUCUCUAGAGAUUAACCGGCAGUUUGCAGGACAGAUCCACCUCCUGCACAAGGGCUCUCUGGUACGGCUCGCUGCUUUCAUGGAGAAAUACACAGUUCCUCACAAACAGGACUGGGUCUGGUGAGUGCUCCUAAACAAAUUGCCCAAGUUCUUGAAGAGGCACAAGACCCCAGACUACAGUGGUCUACAUGUGUUUGGGGUUCCACCACUGAUCCAUGUGCAGCGCACAGGCCAACCUUUGCCUCAGAGCAUUCAACAAGCCAUGCAUUAUUUGCGUAGCCAGUGCCUUGACCAGGUGGGCAUUUUCUUAAAGUCUGGGGUGAAGUUGAGGAUCCAGAACUUAUGCCAAAUGAAUGAGACCUGCCCUGACCAUGUCUGCUAUGAGGGUCAGUCAGUCUAUGAUGUGACUGACCUACUAAAGCAGUAUUUCCGGGACCAGCCUGAGUCUAUUUUCACCAGCAAGCUCACCACCACUUUCCUGUAGAUCUAUCAGUUCUUUCCCAAGGAUCAACGGUUGGCAGCAGUGCAAGCUGCUACCUUGAUGCUCUCUGAGGAGAACCGAGAGGUGCUACAGACCUUGCUCUCUUUCCUAAGUGACAUUGCGUCGCAGAUGACAGCUAGAAACCUAGCAGUGUGCCUGGCACCAUCCAUAUUCCACCUCAGUGUUUCAAAAAAGGAUAGCUCCUCAGCCACGAUCAAGAACAAAUGAAGCCUGGUUGGCCAUCCAGAUCCCAGGGAUAUGAGUGAGAACAUGGCUGCUACUUAGGGUUUAUCACACAUGAUCAGUGACUGCAAAAAAACUUUUCCAGCCCUGUGUAUUCUCUCCCAGGUUCCCCAGGAUGUGGUGCUGUAACUUUGUGACUCCUAUAGUGCAGCUGAGCUUCAUCCUCCAGGGCUAUCCCUGGCUGAAUUGAGGCAGGCACAUGCUGCUGGAAUGAGCCUGAGCCUCUACAUGGAGGAGAGUAUCCAGGAACUCCUACAUGAUGCUUCUGAACACUUCAAGGGCUGGAUGAGCAUUCCAGGGCCCCAGAACACAGAGCUGGACUGUAGGAUGGCACUAGAUAGGCACCCCCUGCGUGUAUGGAAGGCAUCCACAGAGGUGGCAGCCCCCCCCCCAACUGUGGUACUACACCGUGUCCUAGGGGAGUGGGUCCUCUGGGAUGAGUACCUGCUGUGGACUCAGGUGCUGGAAGCCUUGAUACCAGGUGUGGAAUUGUACCACUAUGUCACUGAUAUCAUGGCACCCCAUCCCUGCCGUGACUUUAUGGUGCUCCAAAUGUGGUGUGCUGACCUGCCUCGUGGGGGUUGUCUGCUGGUUUUCCAGUCCCUGGAUCCUGAUCAACCUGUGCCAGAGACAGAGGUACGGGCCCUGAUGCUUAUUUCCCAUUACCUCAUGGAGCCUUGUGGCCUUGGUCACUCCAGAUUCACUCACAUCUGCCGUGCUGACCUCAGAGGCCUUUCUCCUGACUGGUACAACAAAGACUUUGGGCACCUGUGUGCCAUGGAAGUGGCAAAGAUCCGGGACUCAUUCCCCACCCUUCAGGCUGCUGACCCUGAGACAAAUCUGUGAGCCUUAGCUUGGUCCCAGG